This is a messenger RNA of Chrysoperla carnea, 876 nucleotides long. RefSeq names its product cell wall protein DAN4-like. The record is from RefSeq and is a predicted model, not a curated record. The coding region runs from base 19 to 738 and encodes 239 amino acids. Lineage: Eukaryota; Metazoa; Arthropoda; Insecta; Neuroptera; Chrysopidae. The transcript is spliced from 2 exons.
CACACGCAGCUACAAACAAUGCGAUUCUGGAUCAGUUUUAUUAGUGUUGCUAUUUUAUUGUUAGAAGUGUUGAGUAUUUCAUUUGCUCAACCGCCGUAUGGUCUCCCACCAGGGCAUUGGCACCCACAUGGGCCACCACUUGGACCACCACAUUGGCACCCACAUGGGCCACCACACUGUCCACCACAUUGGCCACCUCAUGGACCACCACAUUGGCCACCUUAUGGACCACCACAUUGGCCACCUUAUGAACCACCACAUUGGCCACCCAAUGGACCACCUGGAUUUCCACCUUGCGAACCUCCACCACAUUCAACAACUCCGCCAGGCCAAUUAAAUCCAUCAGAUUCAACAAGUCCACCAGAAUCAACAACUUCAACAGAAUCAACAACUCCACCAGAAUCAACAACUUUACAAGAACCAACAACUCCGCAACAAUCCACAACUCCACCAGAAUUUACAACUCCAACAGAUGCAACAACCCCGCCGGUAUCAACAACUUCAACAGAAUCAACAACUCCACCUGAAUCAACAACUUUACAAGAACCAACAACUCCGCAACAAUCCACAACUCCACCAGAAUUCACAACUUCAACAGAUUCAACAACUCCACCAGAAUCGACAACCUCACCAGAAUCAACAACUUCAACAGAUUCAACAACUCCACCAGAAUCAACAACCUCGCCAGAAUCAACAACUUCAACAGAAUCAACAACUCCACCAGAAUCAACAACUUAACCCGAAUUAACAACUUCACCAGAAUCAACAACCCUAUCAGAAUCAACAACUUCACCAGAACCAACAACUCCACUAGAACCAAGAACUUCGCCAGAACCAACAACUCCACUAGAACCAAGAACUCCACCAGAAUCAACA